Molecule: messenger RNA, 834 nt
Organism: Dufourea novaeangliae
Lineage: Eukaryota; Metazoa; Arthropoda; Insecta; Hymenoptera; Halictidae
Gene: GXIVsPLA2
Product: group XIIA secretory phospholipase A2
Exons: 3
Coding region: 82-708 (208 amino acids)
Biological process (GO): phospholipid metabolic process; arachidonate secretion; lipid catabolic process
Cellular component (GO): extracellular region
Molecular function (GO): A2-type glycerophospholipase activity; calcium ion binding
Source: RefSeq, a predicted model, not a curated record
CGUGAACACCUAUGUGAGUCAAUUCACCUAAAAAUAUCCACUGACCGGUGGAACAGUGUGACAGUAGUGCAUUGGGAACGAAUGAAAAUGGAUUUUUCACAAUAUCGAAAGAUUCUGGUCUACGCUUUGACUUUCUUUGCUUACGCGUGGUCUGGUUACGGAGCUGGUUUGUUAACGAACUUAAAGGACGCUGUACUGGCCGCGGAAUCUGUCUUCCAGGAUUUAUUUCAAAAUGCAAUCACCGUAGCGAGGAAAAUUAAGGACAUACACGAAGUGUUUGACGCAGCAGUGGAAGAAAAUUGUGUUUUCAAGUGUCCAGGAGGUGCGAUUCCGAAACCGGAUUGGAAUCACAAACCACAAAGCAACGGAUGCGGAUCUUUGGGAAUAGAGAUAAAUCAAGAGUAUUUACCACUGACGGAGAUGACCAAAUGCUGUGACGCGCACGACAUUUGCUACGAUACAUGUAAUCUGGACAAGGAGAAGUGCGACUUGGAAUUUAAACGAUGUUUAUACAAAUACUGCGAAGGCUACAAAACGGCCACGAUCAUAAAUACGUGCAAGGCAGCUGCGAAAAUGCUUUUCACGGGUACAACGACUCUAGGAUGUAAGAGUUACAUGGACGCCCAGAAGGAGGCGUGUUACUGCGGGGAUAAAUGGAACAAGAACAAGAAACCAAAAAAAGCCGCCCAAGCGGGAGGAGAAUUGUAAAAUUAUUAUCUUCAAGUCCGAAACAGACUUUUGCGAAUCUCAAACGAGGAUUAUAUGUAUUUAUUCUAUGUUGAAUAGGUCGCGACGAUAGUAAUAAGAAUGUUUUGUACUCGACCAAUAAAACUA